AUGGCGCUGCUGAAAGUCAAAUUUGACCAGAAGAAGCGAGUCAGGUUGGCCCAAGGGCUCUGGCUCAUGAAUUGGCUUUCUGUGUUGACUGGUAUCAUCGUUUUCAGUCUAGGGCUCUUCCUAAAGAUUGAACUCCGGAAGAGGAGUGAUGUGAUGAGUAAUUCAGAGAGCCAUUUUGUGCCCAACUCCUUGAUAGGUGUGGGGGUGUUGUCCUGUGUCUUCAACUCUCUGGCUGGCAAGAUCUGCUACGAUGCCGUGGACCCUACCAAGUAUGCCAAGUGGAAGCCUUGGCUGAAGUCCUUCCUAAUUGCCUGUGUCCUCUUCAACAUAACCCUCUUCUUUGUGUCCCUCUGCUGCUUUCUGCUGCGGGGUUCGCUGGAGAGCACACUGACCCAUGGGCUCAAGAAUGGCAUGAAAUACUAUCGGGACACAGAUACCCCCGGCAGGUGCUUCAUGAAGAAGACAAUUGACAUGCUGCAGAUCGAGUUCAAAUGCUGUGGCAAUAAUGGCUUUCGGGACUGGUUUGAGAUUCAGUGGGUCAGCAAUCGCUACCUGGACUUUUCCGCCAAAGAAGUUAAAGACCGCAUCAAGAGUAAUGUGGAUGGGCGGUACCUGAUGGACAGUGUCCCGUUCAGCUGCUGCAACCCCAGCUCGCCUCGGCCCUGUAUCCAGUACCAGCUGACCAACAACUCCGCACACUACAGCUAUGACCACCAGACCGAGGAGCUCAACCUGUGGGUGUGGGGCUGCAGGGCCGCCCUGGUGAGCUACUACGGCAGCCUCAUGAACUCCAUAGGUACCGUCACACUCCUGGUCUGGCUCCUGGAGGUAACUGUCACGAUUGGACUCCGAUACCUGCACACAGCACUGGACGGUGUGUCCAACCCAGAGGACCCAGAAUGUGAACGUGAGAGUGAGGGCUGGCUCCUGGAGAGGAGCGUGCUGGAGACAUGGAAAGCCUUCCUGGAGAGCCUAAAGCAGCUGGGCAAGAGCAACCAAGUGGACGCCCAGGAUGAGGAUGCAGGCCAGGCCCCAGAAGCCAGCUGA
Chrysochloris asiatica (Cape golden mole) is the source of this 1047-nucleotide messenger RNA. It is a transcript of the gene PRPH2, whose product is annotated as peripherin 2 (retinal degeneration, slow). Gene Ontology annotation, cellular component: membrane. Gene Ontology annotation, biological process: visual perception. The transcript is spliced from 3 exons. Lineage: Eukaryota; Metazoa; Chordata; Mammalia; Afrosoricida; Chrysochloridae. Bases 1 to 1047 code for a protein of 348 amino acids. The record is from RefSeq and is a predicted model, not a curated record.